This is a messenger RNA of Carya illinoinensis, 1120 nucleotides long. Its product is annotated as carbonic anhydrase 2-like. The coding region runs from base 181 to 897 and encodes 238 amino acids. Gene Ontology annotation, biological process: carbon utilization. Gene Ontology annotation, molecular function: zinc ion binding; carbonate dehydratase activity. The transcript has 9 exons. Lineage: Eukaryota; Viridiplantae; Streptophyta; Magnoliopsida; Fagales; Juglandaceae. The record is from RefSeq and is a predicted model, not a curated record.
AAACUAGAAGCUGCAUAGGCUAAUUUGCUUAUAAAAAGAGGCAUUCAGUCACUGCAAAAAAAUGCAUAAUAUCACAGAUAUUUCACAGUAGUACUCUCGUGUUUUACAUAUAUACUUCGAUCGGCAACUGAUCUACUCGUACUACUACUUCUACCAAAAGUUUGAAAAGAAUCAUCAAAUAUGGCUAGUCUUUCUUUGGAGGAAACAGUACUUGAAGAAGUGAAGAGUGAGACGGAAGAUCACUUGGAAUGCUUUGACCCAGUUCAAGCCAUUAUAAAAGGGUUUAAAUACUUCAAGCAGAAUGAAUUCGACCCGAACAGACCGUUUUACGACGAACUUGCCAAAGGCCAGGAACCCAAGUUUCUGGUAUUCGCAUGUUCAGACUCCCGAGUGUCCCCCUCUAUUAUCUUGAACUUCAAGCCUGGGGAAGCCUUCGUGGUCCGCAACAUUGCUAACUUGGUUCCUGUGUUUGAUCAGCUAAAACACUCCGGAACUGGCGCUGCCAUUGAAUAUGCGGUAUCGGUUCUUAAGGUACCAAAUAUCCUUGUGAUUGGGCAUAGUCGAUGCGGUGGGAUAGAAAGGCUUAUGUCCUAUCCCGAGGAUAAUUCUGCUCCUUUUGAUUUCAUCGACGAGUGGGUCAAAAUUGCUUUACCUGCCAAGAAGAAGGUCAAGGCAAAUUGGGGCAAUUGUUCAUUUUACGAACAAUGUAAACAGUGUGAAAAGGAGGCAGUGAAGUUGUCCCUUACGAACUUAAUGACAUAUCCAUAUGUCCGAGAGGCGAUUGCAAACAAUGCACUCAAGUUGAUGGGUGUAUACUAUGAUUUUGUUGAUGGAAAAUUAGAGGUUGUGCUGUUCGAGGGUACUGAUCACUUUUCACCUCCCAUCCCAGCUAUCUGAGUGAUCUCUAAGUUUUUAGUCAUGUUGUCUCUUAUUGGCAAUAUUAUCCACAAAAUAAUUAAGCAAAGGCAGGACCCCUUUGCAAACUGCGCGCAUGCAUUUUGUUUUUUGUAAGCUUUAAGCUGAUGAUCUGGUUGUUUCAGACAUGCUUUGUAAAUUCCCAUAUUCUCCUACCAUCCCCAUAUGAGUACUGAUCUAAAGUUAUAGUCUCAAGCUUUUUUAA